Messenger RNA from Eurypyga helias (sunbittern), 946 nucleotides. Its product is annotated as ubiquitin-conjugating enzyme E2 A. The transcript has 3 exons. The annotation marks the transcript as partial. Lineage: Eukaryota; Metazoa; Chordata; Aves; Eurypygiformes; Eurypygidae. Gene Ontology annotation, biological process: protein polyubiquitination; proteasome-mediated ubiquitin-dependent protein catabolic process; DNA repair. Gene Ontology annotation, cellular component: HULC complex. Gene Ontology annotation, molecular function: ubiquitin conjugating enzyme activity. The record is from RefSeq and is a predicted model, not a curated record.
GAACUUUCAAACUUACAAUAGAAUUCACAGAAGAAUAUCCGAAUAAGCCGCCUACUGUUAGAUUUGUCUCUAAAAUGUUUCAUCCAAAUGUCUACGCAGAUGGUAGUAUAUGUCUGGAUAUUCUUCAGAAUCGUUGGAGUCCUACUUACGAUGUCUCCUCCAUCUUAACAUCCAUACAGUCUCUAUUGGAUGAGCCCAAUCCCAACAGCCCAGCAAACAGCCAGGCAGCUCAGCUAUACCAAGAGAAUAAGCGGGAAUAUGAAAAACGGGUUUCUGCCAUAGUAGAACAGAGCUGGCGUGACUGUUGACCCAGGAUGAUGCAAAUGAACACUCUGUUGAUGAGGAAAAUAAACAAAGCGUCCGAGUCAUCUUUUUCCUCCUAGCAUUUACUUUGAAAGCAGAAUAGCUGUUGUGCUGUUGCCACCCUCCCUCGCUGAAGCUUCUUCUCCUUGGACAUCAGAAAGCACCCACUUUGAAGUCACGUGUUCUGUACUUGGGUUACUUGCAAAAGAGUUACUGAUGCCGAAUUCAUUUUCUGUGGUCCCUCUCCAGUCUUAGGGCAGUAUUGUGCAUUUCUGUAGUGUACACUAAGCUUUUAAUUGUAAUUGUGUUAUACACAGUGAUGCUUAUGUGUAGCUUGAUAAAAGGGAUGUUUAUAUACAUACACAUUUUUUAACUGGUAUUAACUAAAGUGCUGAUCUGUCCAGGCUGGUCACUUACCUCUACUCUUGGUUUAGACCCCACUGCAUUUGUAAGUGCUGCGUGAAGAAAUAACCUUGUUUCCCUUCUGAAUUGGUUUCCGAGCUCUUUACUCACAGAGGAAAACCAACUCUAGAACUGAUUCCCAUUCAGAUCUGUGGUAAGACUGUGGAAUGCUCGUUACUCCUUCACUUCCCGUGCGGGGUUUAUGUACGGAUGUACAUAAAGCACUGCAGCUGUGGUACUU